AUGGAUCUCUUCAACUCGCCCGCCUUUUCCGCCCGCGCAGAGGCCCUCAUCAAGAAAUUCCACGUCCCCGGCCUCGCCAUCGCCCUCGUCCACAAAGAUGUCACCGCCUCCAAAACAUUCGGCAUGGCUUCCCUCGAGCCACCGAGACCAAUGACCACUGAUACCUUGUUUGACAUUGCUUCGGCGUCCAAGUCUCUCACCGCGGCGUCCGUUGCACUACUGGUUGCCGACGACAAGUUUCCCGACGUCAAGUAUGAUGCUGAGAUGGCUAAACUGCUACCGGGCGAGUUUGUCAUGCCUGGGGAGGGGUAUGAAGGCGUUACUGUCGAUGAUAUACUGAGUCAUAGGAGCGGAUUGGCGCCCAAUGAUAACUCGUAUCUCGGCCCUAGAGCGAAGAAUACAGAUAGUGCGCAGUCUAUCACGCGAAAUUUACGGAAUCUAGGGACUGCAGCUCCCAUAAGGGCCAAGUUCAUGUACUGCAACAUGAUGUAUACCGUGGCAACCUAUCUCGUGGAGCAAAAGACUGGCAUCAGCUUCGCCGAUUUUCUUGACCAACAUUUCUUUCAGCCUCUGGGCAUGACUUCGAGUAACUUGCAGCCGGAGCGGGCUCGUGCCAAGGGCCUGGGAGAUCGUAUUAGCCCUGGAUACUGGUGGGAUAGAAAGGCCAAGCAGUAUUCCACCUUUGUCAUCCCCGACGCACCGGAGGCUCAAGGUGCAGGUUCAAUCAUCACCAGUGUGGACGACUACGUCAAGUAUGUCCGGGCCAUAAUGAACAAAGAGGGCCCAUUUACAGAGGAUGUGUACAAGGGAAUCAUCAGACCGCGGUCCAUCAUAAGUCAAAACUACGACAAGCUGCUCCCCUUUACAUCUCCGUUACUGUAUGCCGCUGGCUGGGAAGUCCAUCAUUACCGAGGCUACUUGGUCGUCGCUCACCAUGGAGGCAUCGCCGGAUCCUCCACAAUCCACUUCUUCGUACCCAAUCUCAAUUUCGGCGGCGCAAUGUUUGGAAACUCUGACGACGCAAGCUUCGUCGCCGAGGUCCUAAUGCAGGAACUCAUCGACGAGCUUCUGGGUUUACCCCAAGACCAACGACUUACCUGGGACAAAGUCCUUUACGAAAAGAACACGGGCAAAAAGUACGACGAGUACGACACCAACGCCAACGAAGACGCCGAAACCGAGGCCGAAGAGCUAGAAGCAGAGCGCCAGAAGCUGUGCCCCGGCAUCAAAGAGUCAGAACCGCAAAAGAUGCCGCUGACUGCGUACACGGGCGAGUACUGGAACCCUGGAUGGCGAGGCGUCGUGGUUCAGGUCAAGGAUGGGGAGCUGUUCAUCGAUUGCUCGGAUCGGUCGUAUGUAUUUACGGUGAAGUUGCAGCACGUGUGCGAGCAGACGAAAUAUGUUGCCGUCAUGAGGGAAGUGGUGGGAGGCGUUGGGACGGCGAUGAGGGCCGAGUUUCGGUUUGAGAAUGACGUUGCUGUUAAGAUUGGGAUUAUGUUUGAAGAAGAACUGGAUGAUUAUAUUUGGUUCGACAGGAGUCGGAAUCUCCCUCCUGCUGCUGCUGUUCUUGUUCGACUUGAGGUUGGGAUGGUUGCCGACUCCGCUGGCUCUGUUGACUCGUCUGGCUCUGCUGACUCUGCUGACUCUGCCGACUCUGCUGGCUGUGCUGACUCUGUUGGCUGUGCUGGCUGUGCUGGCUGUGCUGGCCCCAUGUCUGCUGUCCUUGUUGAGAUUCGAGGUCGACUUGAGAUUGGGGUGGUUGCUGGCUCAGAUGGCUCUGCUGGCCCCAUGUCUGCUGCAGCUGUUCUUUUUGAGAUUCGAAGUCGACUUGAGGUUGGAGUGGUUGCUAGCUCUACUGGCCCCACGUCUGCCGCGGUUGAUCCCACGUCUGCUGCUGCUGACCCCAUGUCUGGCUCUGCUGAUCCCAUCUCUGCUGCAGCUGUCUUUGCUGAGAUUCGAGGUCGACUUGAUAUUGGAGUGGUUGCUGGCUCUGCUGACUCCAUGUCUGCUAUACCUGGGUCUGUUGGAGCUGGAGCUGGAGUUGUUGGACUUGUUGGACCUGGGUCUGUUGGAGCUGAUGUUGGACUUGCUGGAGCUCGAAUUGGGAUUUGUGGACUUGCUUGA
Trichoderma breve is the source of this 2124-nucleotide messenger RNA. RefSeq names its product beta-lactamase domain-containing protein. Lineage: Eukaryota; Fungi; Ascomycota; Sordariomycetes; Hypocreales; Hypocreaceae. The record is from RefSeq and is a predicted model, not a curated record. Bases 1 to 2124 code for a protein of 707 amino acids. The transcript has 3 exons.